UCGCGCCCAGGACACGGCGGUAGGCCCUGAGCGCGCGGGCGCAGGGCCCGGAGAGGCGCGCGCCGGCCGGGCCGCCGGCCGCAUGGAGCGCAGCGCAGCCCGCGGCUCCGGGGCGGCGCAGGCGGAGGUAGCGGCAGCGACAGCGGUAGCGGCGCGCUCGCUCACACCCACCCCCGCCCGCGGCCGGCGCGCCGCCCCGCCGUAGCCUCCGGCGUCCCCGCGGGCCGGGCCAGCGAAGGCGGCGUCCGCGCUUCUGCCAGCCAGCAGCCGCGGCCAGCCCGGGAGGCCGCCCCGCAGCCCGGCAGCCCCGCAGCCCCGCAGCCGCGCGUCUCCGGGCCCAGCCGCAGCCCGCGAGGAGCCCGGCGCCCCGGCCGGCGAGCCCGGCGCAGGCAUGCAGGCCAGGCGUCUGGCCAAGCGCCCCAGCCUGGGCAGCCGCCGCGGGGGCGCUGCGCCCGCUCCCGCCCCCGAGGCCGCCGCUCUGGGGCUCCCGCCCCCCAGCCCCAGCCCGGCCGCCGCUCCGGGAAGCUGGAGGCCGCCGCUGCCGCCGCCGCCGCCGCCGCCGCGCGGGACCGGCCCCUCGCGCGCAGCCGCCGCCUCGUCGCCGGUCCUGCUGCUGCUGGGAGAGGAGGACGAGGACGAGGAGGGCGCGGGCCGGAGGCGCAGGACGCGCGGGCGGGUAACGGAGAAGCCCCGAGGGGGCGCGGAGGAGGAGGACGACGACGACGAAGAGGACGAAGAGGUGGUUGUCGAGGUGGUGGACGGCGACGAGGACGACGAGGACGCUGAGGAGCGCUUCGUGCCCCUCGGACCCGGCCGUGCGCUUCCCAAGGGCCCGGCCCGGGGCGCGGUGAAGGUGGGGAGUUUUAAGCGGGAGAUGACCUUCACGUUUCAAUCAGAGGACUUCAGACGGGACUCCAGUAAGAAGCUGUCCCAUCACCUGUUCCCACUGGCCAUGGAGGAAGACGUGAGAACAGCAGACACCAAAAAAACCAGUCGGAUCCUUGACCAAGAAAAGGAACCCCGGUCCAUUUGUCUUCUUGAGCAGAAGCGGAAAGUAGUUUCCUCCAACAUUGAUGUCCCUCCUGCAAGAAAAUCUUCAGAGGAACUGGACAUGGACAAGGUGACUGCAGCCAUGGUGCUGACCAGCCUGUCAACCAGCCCUUUGGUCCGAAGCCCCCCUGUGCGGCCUAACGAGGGUCUCAGCGGGUCCUGGAAGGAAGGGGCUCCGUCCAGCAGCAGCAGCAGCGGCUACUGGAGCUGGAGUGCUCCUAGUGACCACUCGAACCCAUCCACGCCCUCGCCACCACUGUCCGCCGACAGCUUCAAGCCCUUCCGAAGCCCUGCCCCGCCCGAUGAUGGCAUUGACGAGGCGGACGCCAGCAGCCUGCUCUUUGACGAGCCCAUUCCCAGGAAGAGAAAGAACUCCAUGAAGGUGAUGUUCAAAUGCCUUUGGAAAAACUGUGGCAAGGUGCUGAACACAGCAGCCGGCAUCCAGAAGCACAUCCGGGCCGUCCACCUCGGGCGAACUGGGGAAUCUGACUGCAGUGAUGGAGAAGAGGACUUCUACUACACCGAGAUCAAGCUCAACACGGACGCGGUGGCUGAAGGGCUCAACAGUGUGGCUCCGGUUUCGCCCUCCCAGUCCCUCGCUUCACCCCCUGCGUUUCCCAUCCCAGACUCCAGCCGAUCAGAAACUUCUUGUGCCAAAACAGACGCUAAGCUGGGGACGCCGCUCAGCCGCUCAGCCCCCACCACCCUCUACCUCGUGCACACUGACCAUGCUUACCAGGCCACGCCCCCGGUGACUAUUCCGGGAUCUGCCAAGUUCACCCCCAAUGGCAGCAGCUUCAGCAUUUCCUGGCAGUCUCCUCCAGUCACUUUCACGGGCGUUCCGGUGUCUCCAACACAUCAUCACGCAGCGGGCUCAGGAGAGCAGAGACCGCACGUCCACACAACCCUGUCCUCCCCGCCCAGAGGGACAGUCACGCUAAGGAAGCCCAGAGGAGAAGGCAAGAAGUGCCGCAAGGUUUAUGGCAUGGAAAACAGGGACAUGUGGUGCACCGCCUGCCGCUGGAAGAAGGCCUGUCAGCGGUUCAUCGACUGAGCCAUUCUCGCCUCUCCUCCAAAGGAAGCUACUCAAGGCCCAGGGAAGGCCCAUCGUGGAAUUCCACGAACGUAAUUCCCUGGUGGAAUUAAAGCAAAAAAAGAGAAGCAAAAAAACAAAAAACAAAAAAAAGACCCCAGCCCUGCGCCGCUCUGAAAAGCUGGCCCGAGCACCAAGGACCUUUUCCGCGAAGGAAAAGCUGCUUCUGUUGCCCGCCGCCGGGUCUUAAAGCUGCUGUGCGGUAGCAGCCUAGCUGGCCAGGCCAUUUCACCCAGAGAGAAGGCAGAUUUUGAUACGCUUUCUGAACUCUGGCAUGUUUUUGAGGGUUUUUGACACGGAAAACAAUACGCCCACAAGCUACGCACGCAGUGUGAGGUAGCAUUGUAUAAAGGAUAGUACCUACCUUGUGACUAGACAUCUCCCUGUUUUCCGUCGGCUCCUUGGAGCAGUCCGGAUCAUGAUGUAUUUCAAGAAAGGGAUUUUCUAUAUCUGUUUUGUUUUCAAGAAGGACCCCAAGUAGAACCAUUGUAAAGAUGUUAGCUUGGAGGCCCUGGGUAACAUAAGGCCAAAGUGACUGGCACAGGGAUUCACUUCAGCCAUCACCUGAGGUCAGGACACAGGAGGCACUGCAGGAAGCAUCUGGGAGUGGUCCUCGGAUCCCAAUGGUGGCACGGCUAAGCCUCUGCCUGCCACGGCCCAGACAAGAGCUGGCUGGCGCUGGUGGCCAUCUGGUAAGCCCUGAUGCUUCGUUCAGGGAUCUCACACACACUGCAGCUCGGAUGGUGUGUCCUGCGUGGUCCGGCCAAGUCGGUAGCCAGGACUCGGGGUUAGGAUCUCGCUCUCCAACUGCGCCCAGGUAGAAAACUCCAGAGCAGCCUGCAGGAUUGCUCCCCGCAGAGCACAGCUGACAUGUCCCUGCCUGUGCGAAAGUCCCACCAGGGCAUCAAGCCAGCUUCCACUGUGAGUGCAUUCUAGAUGCCCUGCUUCACACCCUAGGGAAUCAGUCAGUGGGCUCGGUGACAUAUAUGGACAAUGGAAAGCUAAACUUGGUUGUCUUAUAAAAAUAUUGAAACUAUGAAUUAAAGAUUUGCGUAGAAACUAACUUCCAGGAUGGCCAAAGGCAAAUGCAUCUUGGUACAGGACUCUCCAUUCAGCAGGGCCAAGGCUUAGGCUGGGCAGCAGCUGCUGGAAUGUCUGCGGUGUGGACUUGGCUGUUGGGAGGGUAGAGCUUGGACCAGACGUCAAGCCUUGUCAGGACGCUUAUUCUCUGUCUGCACUGCUUAAGAGAGAGGGGUGUCCUGAACCUGUGCACGGUUAGAGCACCUUACAGAAGCCACUGGGUAGCGACAGGAACAUGGUGUCAGCCAUAUGAAUGUUAAAUGAAAUUGCACAGAGGAAAGCUUAAUAUAUGUUUAAAGAUUGUACAUAGUGCUUUUUUACAGAGAGAAGUCGUGUAGGAAUCAGAGACGCCUCUUUUAUGUAAGGGGUAUAUAUGGAGGUUCUGCAGUGGAACACCCUUAACCGGUGCGUUCAUGUAUUUUGGCAAUUUUAUUUUUUAAAUUCAUGUGGCUUUUCAUCACAGAAAUCGAGGAGAACAGGAAAGAGGUUCUGAUCUUUUCCUUUGGAUACUUAAAAGGAAAACAAAACACUUCCUUCAAGAGAAAAGAGAAAGCUUUAUCUGCUUUCUCCAUAGGUUGAUAAUCACCAUCAGCCCUACCAGCUGUUCCAGAUGUUUUGACCUGCAACCAGGAUGCAGCAUUUUGUUUUUAAAGUCCAGAGCUAGAUUUCUUUCCCCUGGGCAUGUCCUCUCUCCCAUCUCGAUCAUGACACCAAAUGCACCUGACCCGGACCCCUUGAGUUCUCGAAAGCCUUCAUUUCAUCUUACCAGCUCUUGUGCGGCCCCGCCCCGUCUUGCCCCACCCAGGGCCCUGGUCUCCAGGCCAGCCCUAGGCACUAAAUCUUUUCUUAUCUGGCUUCCAAGGUGCAAACCAAUCCUGAGUUUGCCCAUCCCUUGUGGAAGGGUGCAGCCCCAGGGGACCAAAACGCUCUGAAUUGCAACAUAGUUACCGAUUCUAUGAGUUACCUGUUUUAUGCGUUACAUUUUUAAGUAGUUAUUUUGUUAUUUGGGGAACCAAGAAGUGCCAAACGAAGCCUGACGUUUCAUUUCAUGCCGUCUCCAUGAAACUAAGUUCUUUUUGUGUCUUCAUUUUGUGGAGAACCAGAGAAAAGAGUGGAAGAGUUGGCCCUGAAGCUCUGCGCCCCCAGGCUGGCAGCCCUGUGUAUCAAGGAGCUCUGAUGGAAUGCAUUCUUGUCCAUGGAAAUGGCUAAUUCUUCUUCCAUGAUGCCCUUUCUUACGAAAAAGGUUUCUCAUUUCUCCUUGAAAAAGUAUGUCACGGUGCCUGGCAGGACAUUCUCUGGCCAGAUAGAAAGCAAUGUGUGCAACAGGCAAUAGCUUCCAGCCUUAGCCUUCCUGGAAUAUGGACAGUUAGUUUGUGAAAAUCGGUGAGACAACAUGGAGAACCCCCCCCCCCCAGGUAGCACAUGUGUCGAGGGGGCCAUGCAGGAGACCUACGCACUCUGUCUUCUGCUCAUCUUCCUGGGCUGUUCAGCCAGGAAUCGUCCAUGUCUGCUGCAGAUGUCCAAGGCAAGACAGGAGCUGCCCAUCGGGCUCACCUGCCACCUUAGCUCUGGGAACUUAGGUUUUCCGGGUUGGCAAAAGUCAGCGCCAGGAAGAAAACGAUGAGUUUCCAAACCAGAGUGGACCUGCAGUGCCCGUUGAUAGCACCAUGUCCGAGAGGUUCCUUAUGAAGAAACUCCUUGCCUCCUUAUGAAGAAACCAAGCUGCAAACGAAGGUCAUCCGUAGAGGAAAGCCCGGUGUUGGGCUCUCCAAAACCUUCAGAGGUGGGUGUGCUGGAUUUUUUCCAAUUUGAAGCCAAAUUGUUCCCCAUUGCAAUUCAAGACGCAGUGAGUUGGAAUCUGCCUUCUCUGGUACCCGAGAGCGUCACUUUCUUCAGAAGCCCUGGGCUUUAAGUGAACGAGCCCAGCAGAGUCCACUUCAUCUCUCACUUCAGCUGCACUGCAAAACAAAGGUGGCAUUCACUGGAGAAGGUUCUGAGAAAAGAGGUGAGAACUAUGCCCACAAGAAUCUGCCUGGCGGGCAUAGGAGCAGAAUACUGUAAAUACCACUCACUUCCUCAGGGAAACAAGGGCAACGUGGGGAGAGACCUGGAGAACCCCCGAGACCAGGAAGAUCUUUAUCACCUCAAGUCUUUCGUUACGUAAACUCUCAGUAUCAUUUCAAGACAAAUCCGUUUUCCACUGGGCAGGCAGGCAGGCAGGCGACUUCCGGGAGGCGUGUCUCGUUGUAGCUGGCCUGAAGCCAACUGGUGUUUGAGCCACAGGUGAAGAGCCUGCUGGGUGUCCACAGACAUGGUGAGACUUCCUCUGAAUGUAAUUGUGAACAAAAAGCCUUGUAAUCUCCUGGCUUGGGCAACUGUUUAUUAGCGAUCACAGCAUCCUCUAAGUGAGAAGAGGCUGUGAGACGCGGGGUGCUUCAGUGGCAUGGACUCUUACGGACAAGGUCUCAUAUCCGUAGGAUUUCCACCGCCCACACCAGCUGUGGCGCUGACCUGUGUCAGUAAGUGCAGUUGAGUGGAGCCAGCACGGCCCGUGAGUGUGACAGAUAGAAUUGGGAGUGUGGGUCACUUUGAAGGCAUGUUAAGCACAUGAGUCAACUGGCAAUUUUAUUUCUGUAAGAAAGAAACCUAAGCAGCAGCACCCAGGCGCCCCGAGCCUCUUCCCUGUAGGGACUCCUCCGCAUUACAACCAUUUCAUCCUGUCUUUUCUGCAUUGAAAGUAGCCACAUGGGAAGUUAGUAAAUAAAAUGAGGUUAGUAGCAUUUUUAGGUACAAGUUGUCCUGAGUAACUGUACUCCAACAGAGCGAGGAACCAUGGCGUGUAGUCGGGGCUUGCUUCUGAGGACGGACUUGGGGAAGGCCCGUUUCCAAUGAUACACAUGCUUUAAAGAGUGCCCCUGUCACAGGGCCAGGAGACUCAACGGGAAGUGUAUCUCCUGCCCUGUUUUGUAAAUAGCUCCUCUUUUUCCUAAGACAAUCUCAUGUUUUAUAACUUCUGUUGUGUGUGUGUCUGAGAAUCAUGAUGGUAAUGUGUUACGGUAAAUGUACUCUUCCGUAAUAAUUGCAAUUUCAAUUUCCAAAUGGAAGAAAUGUCCUGCUUAGGCUUCUGCAAGAGACAUGACACUUUUAUAAUAAGUUAGUACUUCUCAAGUUUAACAGAACUGGAAAUAUUUUACAAGAUACCGACUUUUAUAAUCACAAAGAACAUGAACACUUUGUGGGAAAUGACCUUGGUUUUAUACAUUGUAGCUUAUUUUUUAAAAUGCAGUAUUUUAACUGGCAGGAAGUGUAGAUGGGACACACAGUUCCUGCUCACCAACCCAAGGGCUAUGCCUCUUUUAAGCAAGUGUUUUGAUGCAUAUCUUUUCAAUUAACCCUCUGAGCAAGGGUAGAAAUGCAGAACAGAUAGAAAGGUCAUUUGCAAGAGAAUCAGUGAAGCAGAAACUAUUCCCUCAUCAUGACCAGUGUGUGUGCAAAGCAUCUCUGACGGGGUUGGGGAGAGCACAUGAAGAUUUACCUUCUAGAUUUCAAACCUAAGAAAAGAUGCUAGCACACAGGCUUCUAGGCCAUGGAAGACAUUUUCCUUUAGUGUGGUAUGAAUUCUCUCACCAGUUUUCACCUAUCAGAAAUCAGAACAACACGCCUGCAUUUAAUAAGCAAACAUCAUUUGGUGGCAAAACCAUAGGAUAUAUGCCCAAAGAACCUUUAAGCAGUCAGCAGUGUGUUUGAUUUUGUUCUUACUGCCACCAACUGAGGAAUUUCCUCAUCAGGACCAUUUGACUUUUGUUUUUCACUAUGAAAACCUCACAGGCACACAAGGCUGUGAGCAGAAAGUGACAGUGCUCCCCUGGGUCGUAAGAAAUGGGAGCACACAAACAGUUGUGAGCAUUGCCAAGGCUAUUUUAAGCUGUUCCACACCCUCAGACCCGCUCACUGUUAAAGAAAACAUCUUCCCAAGAGUUUAUUGACUCAAAAAGCUAGCCCGGCUUAGCCAAGUAUGCAGACAGCUUCAAAACAGAGGCUGAGGCAGGAGGGCUGUACAGCUGUUGCCGAGUCCUGAGCAGGCCAUUCUGCCUUUGGUUCCAUGUAAGGUUUACAGUCUGUUCAACGGGAACUGUAAAGGCACCGUGGGAGGGAACCCCUUGUGCAGCUAGCUCGCACCCAGUGCCUGAGUGGGCUAGCCUGCAGCUAGCUUCUGUUGCCACCCCUUGGAUAGCACCACUGAUGACAUUUGGGUGCCCAGCAAGUUUUCACUGCCACGUGAUUUGAACUGUGCGCAUCUUAGUCCACCUGUGCAUGGAAGUUUUUUUUCCAGAAACUGUACAUUUAGACACCUCAGAACAGCUGGAAAAGGACUGCAGAUGUUCAGGGCAUGUCAGGACCGACAGUGGAAGUGGUGUUGGACUAGGCAGCUGACAUCUACUGAAAAGGAAGGACCCUCACUCAGCUUUGGACAAUCAGGCCAGGGUGCCAGGUCCUAACUGGAGACGUGGCACCACCUGGUGGUUCAGCGCUGACCACUAGCUACGUUCUCAGCCGCACUGCACCAAAGAAAAACUGUAUGGGGCAGAGGCGUCCUGUGGCCACUGUCGUCAGCUGUGGAAAUCAGUUCCACACUCCUUAGCUAACAGGCCCAGAUUCCUCCAUGCACACCUAACACUCGUGUGCUGGCACAGUCUGCACAGCAGACAUUGCAGAAGAGGAGAGAAGCUAUUUCUCCCUUGAGACUAUCCCCACAGAAGACAAAAAUAGAAAUGUCAUCUCUUUAGGUUAGCCCCGCCCCUGAUCAGAAUGCACUGAGUUGUCACCCAGCUCUUGCAAGAGCUGCCUCCUGGCAUACCCAGGCCACAUCCCAAAGUACUGACUAGCUGUAAUCUGACUCUUACUGUGUCUGCUACCGUGACCACUGUGAUGAAGUGCUAGGGGAAGGAAGGAAGGAAGGAAGGAAGGAAGGAAGUCCUGUGCCUUUGUGGAGGCAGCUGUUGCCCUAAGGCUCUGUGGUGGCGGCCUGUGGGACCUCCUAUGCUGGGGUCCGCCCUCUGCCUCUCCCCAAGCCCCCGAGGCCCCCCUCUCUCUCUCUGUUCCACUAUAAAUAUAUGUAAAUGUCACCUCUGAUCAGGCAAGGCCCUGGCUUCAGAGCUAGUAGGCACUUAGGUGUUUUCAGGGGUCCAUUUACCUUAAAGGAAGCUUUUCCACAUAGGAAACCGUAGUCUCUUUCUCGACGAAAUAAAACUGAGGAUAACUUUGUCACAUGAGUGGAGGGGUGCACAGGUUAGAUUUUCAUUGUUCUGAGAAAGUGCAUUAUUUUAAACUCUGCGUUCUAUUGAAGUCGUGAUGUUACAGGGAUAAUUCUAUAUGGUAAAGUGUGUCUUAUUCAGAUGUUAUUUCCUUUGAUCUUCAUAUGAAUCUAGUAUAGAAAACAUCCUGAGGUCACUCCCACAGCCAGGCCAAGACCCUGCCUCAAACCUCUAAGUCAAGUCAGCACCAUCGUUACCUGCAGAGAGGGAGAGAGGCCUGGCCCCACUGUCCUCCAUGGUGACUCAGAGCCAUGGAGUCCCAGGACCCCCCAUGUGCUCAGUCUAGAAUUAAGGAGCACACAUUCCUGUCACUGAGUGCAAAUUUAACCCUCUUCAGAUGUCAUCCUGUGAAAUGGUAAUGAAAUUACCAUUUCAUUAGCUAAAGCAAUAUUCUAAUAAAAAUGUUGACUUCUUAGGAAAAAAAUAGUUUGCUGCCUCUAGCUUUUCCGACUCUGUAAGUUUAAAUUGAUUCUAGAGAGUGGUUAAAAACCAGCUCAAAAUUACAGUUUGUAGCACCAAAUCAAAAAGACCUGUAAGCAUGCUAGGAGUGCCCAGAUCAGUUGUGUAAAUUUGAACGCAAUUUAGAUGAUCCUGGCGAGUUUUGAGAUUGCGUCUAUUAUGGAUGAUUGUAAGGCUGUCCACUAUAUGAAUGCACCCACCCAAGGCUUCCAGGUGCAGGGGAGUGUCCUGAGUUCAGAGGAAAGCACGCACAAGGAAUCUUGUCAUAGGACCAGAAGGAACCCCAGAGAGCCAGGUUGGCCAGUUACGAGUUCACGAGCAGGUAUCUGUUUUAUUAUCAUUGGUGAUGCGACUGUGUUUUAAGUUAUUCAGUGCUGGGAGGCAGAGCUGGUUCGCCCCUUUCUACUCUCACAAAAAGGCAGCCGGUUAUAUGGUGUGUCCUCACUGGCAGUACACAGGAAGGGACUGUCUUAGCAAAAGCAAAACAAGUAACUAGAUUUUGAAGAAUCAGGUUAGAGUCAAAUAGUAGUUUGUUAGUUUGUUCUUUUUUUUGUUUUGUUUUGUUCUUUUUUUUUUUUUUUUUUUUUUGGAUGUUCUUUUUCAGUGGAGAUCAUUGAAUUGUGAACCUCCAAAGAGAAUAACCCUUUUAUGCUACAAGGCCACUACAAGCAAUCCUUAAGACUGUUUAACUAUUUCACUUUUUUAUUACAAUCUCCCCAAAAUUUUCCUUUAAAAAAUUAGCCAAAGCAGAACAUAGGGGUUGCCAGAAGAGGUGUGUUAAAGAAGGAGCCGUUGGGGGACACAGAUGCCUCCCGCCACUUCCGCUUUGUCUCUGCCCGUGACUGAAACAAGCCAACACUCUGGAGAAGACAUAAGGUUAAGAGAGAGUCUGAAAGCAGAGUCCCUGUCUAAAUGCCAUUUCCACCAUCUUGGCAGUGUUGGGUAGACACUUCUUUCCCUUCUUGGUCCUCAUCUCCUCACCCAGAUCCAGAGGUGAGCCAUUAUUACCUGGUUACUUACCGAGUGCCUGCUCUGAAGUCAGCACCCCAGGGUGCGCGUGCUGACCCUGGGGACGCUCAGUUUGCUCAGUGAGUGGCCACAGGCCCUGCAAGAAGAGAUGGUCUCGCUCUCUGUCUGAGCAGAUGUAGCCUCUGGGCUGUGAGGAGAGGCUCUGCAUUGGCACCACCCUGCCACACUCAGCCCACUGAGAAGCACCAGCUACUCCUUUCCAUGUCCCUUCAGGCCCCCAGUGUGGUAACCUAGCCAGAGCUAGAGUCAGCAAGUCACCCAACCUGCGCUGGGGUGGCAGGGAAUCCAUGGCUUCAGGAUUCUAAAUUCUUUCAGGCUCUGCCCUCCCCCGAGCCUGCUCGAUGGGAUUGACCUUCAUCUUGUGAAGAUGGAGUGCGAUUGUUCCUGCUGGAAAGCAAAAGCUAUUCCACCUGCUCACCGUGUCAAACAUUCAUCCCGUGGCCCAGGACAGCCCCAGCCCUCAUCUCAGGCACAGACAAGGCAGAGGAAAGCGGGGGGUCACCGAGGGGGCUUACCGAGCGAGCGGUGUGUGGUUGUUCUUGGGUUUGAGCUACCCGCAAAGAUUCAUCCCUGAAGGGGGCCUAGUUUGGCGGCAGCUGUGACAACCCCUGUAUGACAGCACGGCUUCAACCUCUGGUGUCCCACGGGGGUUGGGGGGAACUGAUCACGGGGAGAAGGCUUCAGAGGAAGUCUAGAUGUUUGAGAAAGCACGUGGCUCUCCGAAGGCAUGCUAUUUCCACGACUUAUGUAACUAAAAUAGGCCCGGGGAUCAUCUGUAGUAUAAACACACCAUCACUCAUGCCUUCCUACAGCACACCCCAAAUUCCUAUUUUUGUAAUUAAUGAGUAGACUGUUAUCAGUCACUUAAACACUUAUAAAUUAACUGGUAUACCCUAGUAUAGUUUCCAAAAUAUAUCGUGUCAUAUAGUCCUAUAUGCGUGGAAGAACUCAGGGGAAGAAAGUAUGUGCUAGGUCCCAAAGGGUUCAAGACUAUCAUCAAAAGCAAACGCCGGGUACACAGGCCACUGCUUGUAAACGAGGAGCUGGGAGGGGGAGACUGGCAGCAGGUCCUCAGCUGCCCUGGUGGUGGGCAGCGGCACGUUCUGCUGUUACAGGUAAGCCAUCUUUUGAAUUUUUCAACACCAAAUCUUAAAGUAUCAAAAGUUACCGAAUGUUAAACGUGGGGUCAUUAGUGGAGAUGCUGCCGUAGGGUGCUUUGCUCACAGGGUCUGAUACCAACAAAAGCCAAACUGAAGUCCAGGAGGUGUCCUCUGGGGACACUGGCCUUGGGGCGGCAAGUGGGAGGAGCGUGGGCAGUGGUGAGCAGGACACCACACCGCAGUGCUAUCCAGCACGCAGCGGUACAAUCAUUCCAUCAUUUCAGGGGUAAGUACUUCCUUACAAAUUCUUUAAUAAUGAAUGAAUGUAUAAAAUUAUAAACUAUGCAUUUUCAAAGAGAAACGUGUAUUUUGUAUCAAAUCCAAGUCCUUUUUUUUUUCACAUAGAGAUUUAUCACGGCUACAGAUUAUUCAAAAUAAAUGAGAAUGCCAAUCCUCAGAAGGGUGUGGGUGCCUUUGUUUCUCACUCUGAAGGUUUCAAGACCAUGCAUCCGGACUUUCGUGUGGAAAGUUAGCCAGUAAAGUAGGCGAGGAGGAUACGCCUUCUCCCAGAGGGGACCGCUCACACACACACACACCGCCCACCACCGCCCACUUCUUAGAGAUGGAUAAUUUAAUAACGCUGCAUUAGCAGGUAAAGGGCCGUGUGUGGCUUAGGGGAAGAGCCUGGUGUGCGGGAAGACCUGGGCUCAGUCUCAGCACCGCAGGCUGGAGUCGUAACAAACAGACAGGCAAAACUGAGGAAAGUUACUGUCGCAUUGGCUGAAGAUGGCCCAGCUUAGGCGGUUGUGGCUAACUGUCAAUCCAACCAUGGGUGAGGAAGAGUUUAGGUUAUAGUUUUCAAAGAACAAAAUAUACAGAUAUUGUCUGACAAGGCAAAUAAUCUUUUUUUCAAAAUUACAUGGAGGUGAUGACUUACAUUUUGAAAAGUCUGUAUAGAAUGUCCCCAGAUGUCCCCAGCUGUGCUGAUAGGGCUUCCCACUGAGCCUGUCCCACUGGUGAUCGAUCAUUCUUUCCCCCUUGGUCAGUGCUUACCGCAGUACCCCAGCUCCGCCCCCCACCGCCCGACAAGGAGGAAAUGAACCCCAUUUCCCUGCUGUUCCGGUUCUCUUUCUGUGUCUGUUGAGGAGGUUUCUUGGCUGUUUAUAAAAUAUGGGGAAACAUUUCUAACCCUGGUAACGUAAGGUCAUACAAGAUACGUUUGCUACCUAAGUGUGAGCUAGAGGGGAGGGCGAUGCGUCUUUUUACAUGAUUUUUAGCCAAAUCCAGAUGUUCUGAUACUACAUUUCUGAAUACUUUUCUAACUGUAAAUACUGCCUGCAGAGGUUCCGGUUGGCCAACCUCUCUGCGACUGUUUCUCAGCCGUGCUCCUCGCGGCUCUCGGCACACUGUACAUAGGCGCGUCGGGUGUUUCAAUGAUGGUGUUUUUCUAAAUGCUGUUCUCUAACACGUUUUUUGAAAGGAGAAUUUUUGUCUCUGUUGUUCUGGACUUUGUGUGUUAGUUUUACAAAAACAUUUCCUAAGAUUUAACACCAGGAAAAAUAUUUUAAAAUAAACUGGUGCUAAUUGAAAAAGAAAAAAAAUUUCAGCUUCAAGAUUUACAAAAGAAAAUGUUCACACCAGUUGACUGCACUUUCCCAAGGGGGUGGCCGCUGUCCACUUACAAUGGGCAUCAAGAGGGCCAACAAAAGUUUACAGUAUUGAUGGCCCAUUGAUGUGUCGUAGAGCAAGGAGUCCUUGUCCCCGAGAGGAGGACUUGCUGGGCAGUCCUCAAAGCAUGUAGUAGGAGGAGGGGUGUAGCGUUAACCCUUUAGAAAUAGUCUUCUGGUCUUUGGACUUUCAUGUUCUGUAAUGCUUAGCUGUAACAAUGAAUAUGCUGUUGUCAACCUAGUCUGACUUCAUCGUCAACCUGUACUGACUCUGUGUAUGGUUUACCCUUGGCUUGCACUGGCACACACCAAGCCAGAACACAAGUCUUUCAGAAAGACCAUUCUGAUUUCUAUGAUGUUCACACACAUGAAUUUAGAUGCACUUGUAACUGGUUAUUACCAUGAAGUAAGUCUAACGUCCACUUAAUAAAAGGUUUUUUGUGUA
Molecule: messenger RNA, 13238 nt
Organism: Apodemus sylvaticus (European woodmouse)
Lineage: Eukaryota; Metazoa; Chordata; Mammalia; Rodentia; Muridae
Gene: Znf704
Product: zinc finger protein 704
Exons: 9
Coding region: 392-2104 (570 amino acids)
Biological process (GO): regulation of transcription by RNA polymerase II
Cellular component (GO): nucleus
Molecular function (GO): RNA polymerase II cis-regulatory region sequence-specific DNA binding; DNA-binding transcription factor activity
Source: RefSeq, a predicted model, not a curated record